UAGUUUGUGUUCGAGUACUCCCAUAUAUUGGGUACUGUGCUGUCUCCAACUCUAAACGGAAGACGCAAAUCAAGGUCAAGAUCAUAAGAAUGGAGUUCUGCACGCGGCUUGCAAAUCAGUUGAUGCUGAAGAAGGUCGAAGAACACGAGGAGAAAAACUCAGUGGUGUCUCCGGUUUCAAUCAAUGCCGUUCUAAAUAUGGUGGUUGCUGGAUCGAAGGGCGCUACUUUGGACCACUUUUUUGCUCUUCUAGGGUCGAAGACGGUCAACGAGAUCAACUCGGAGUCUGCCAAGAUGAUGGCGGUGGCAGCAGAUGUUGGACUUAAUUCCGCCAACAAGGGCACAGAGGACAAUGAUGAUAUUGGUCUGGUUUUGGCAAUGGUCAAUGGAGCUUGGUUCGAUCAAAGAUUUCCUCUGAAACCUUCUUACGGUGAGGAUAUUCUCAAGGGGAUCUUCAAUUGCGAAGCCAAAACUGUUCAUUUUGCAACUCAUGCUAAUCAAGUGAGAGACGAAAUUAACGCAUGGGCUGAAGCAGCAUCAAGAGGGCUUAUCAAAGACUUUCUCGAGCCAGACUCCCCAAGUUCAGAGGCAGCACUCGUCCUGAUAAAUGGGCUCUAUUUCAAAGGAAAUUGGAACUGCGAUUACAAGUUCAACUCGGAGUUAACCAAGAAUAGAGAUUUCAAUCUUAUGAAUGGAGACAUAGUUUCAGUCCCGUUCAUGACCAGUUGUGCAUGUUAUCCAUGUCAGUCGUUUGACGGUUUCAAGGUCCUUAGUAUCCCGUACGAAAGUGGACAACUCAGUAGUAGGGAUUUCUCGAUGUACUUUUUCCUCCCAGAUGAGCGAGAUGGGUUGCAAAAUCUCUUAAAGAAGCUCAUGAUCUUGAAGCCUAGAAACUACUUCAACUUGUACCACAACGAGCUUGACCAAUUUUGGAUACCGAAGUUUAAGUUCUCAUACGGUUUUGAUGUUCUCAAGUCCAUGCGGGACAUGGGAACACCGUUCUCAUUUCUGACGAAUCCGAAAGAGUUGUCGGAAAUGAUGCAUGUCCCUGAGGAUGUCAACGACUUUGUACCAAAUAUGAUUCAGAAGGCGUUUAUCGAGAUAGAUGAGAAAGGAACUGAGGCUGCAGCUAUUACUGAAUUCAGUGACGAGAUGGGAUGUUCAUUGGAGGAGCCAGAAAGGAUGAGUUUCGUUGCUGAUCACCCUUUUGUCUUUAUGAUCAGGGAAGCUACAUCUGGGUUGGUUUUUUUUCACUGGAGCAGUGCUUGAUCCGAGCCAGAGAAAUUGACUUGUUUUUUUUUCUCUGUUAAACCGUCUUAUGGGUUAUUUUGUUUUGUUUUGUUUUUGGUCCGUUAAGGCUCUGGAAGUUUAGAAGCAUAUU
Molecule: messenger RNA, 1380 nt
Organism: Rhododendron vialii
Lineage: Eukaryota; Viridiplantae; Streptophyta; Magnoliopsida; Ericales; Ericaceae
Product: serpin-ZX-like
Exons: 2
Coding region: 90-1268 (392 amino acids)
Molecular function (GO): serine-type endopeptidase inhibitor activity
Source: RefSeq, a predicted model, not a curated record